Molecule: messenger RNA, 378 nt
Organism: Sporothrix schenckii 1099-18
Lineage: Eukaryota; Fungi; Ascomycota; Sordariomycetes; Ophiostomatales; Ophiostomataceae
Product: structural toxin protein RtxA
Exons: 2
Coding region: 1-378 (125 amino acids)
Source: RefSeq, a predicted model, not a curated record
AUGGCCUCGUCCUCGCCCAGCCCUAUCAAGUACCAGCUCUCGUUCGUCGUGCCACCGGCCAACCUCGAGGCCUGCAAAGCGGCCAUCUUCGCCGCCGGUGCUGGCUCCUACCCGGGCCAGGGCAACUAUACAGAGUGCUGCUGGACCAUUACGCAAGGCGGUCUCGGUCAGUUCCGGCCUGGCAGCGGCGCGAACCCGCACAUUGGCACGGUGGGCGCGCUCGAGUAUGUCGAGGAGGCGCGCGUGGAGACGAUGUGUGUUGGUGAGGACGUGGCGCGGGCGGCCGUGGCGGCUCUAAAGAAGUGGGUGCACCCUGGCAGCAUGGCCCAUCCGUACGAAGAGGUGGCAUAUUCAGUGGUCAAGAUGGAGGAUUUCUAA